Messenger RNA from Cynara cardunculus var. scolymus (artichoke), 1910 nucleotides. Its product is annotated as tonoplast dicarboxylate transporter. The transcript is spliced from 6 exons. Bases 19 to 1602 code for a protein of 527 amino acids. Gene Ontology annotation, molecular function: transmembrane transporter activity. Gene Ontology annotation, biological process: monoatomic anion transmembrane transport. NCBI's taxonomy places the organism in Eukaryota, Viridiplantae, Streptophyta, Magnoliopsida, Asterales, Asteraceae. Gene Ontology annotation, cellular component: membrane. The record is from RefSeq and is a predicted model, not a curated record.
ACAUCCUUCCCAGCAACCAUGGAUGAAAAUACCUCCCUGCUCCUCCCCUUACACGGCGGCACUCAAGAUUCCGUGCACCGUUCCGUAAGCUUCAGAACCCAAAUUACAUCCAUUUUCACACUAAAGAACAUGUUUAUUUUGUUGGGUCCUCUGCUAUGUGCCGUUAUUUGUGUGUGUGUUAAGUUGGAAGGACCAUCUCCCACAAUCAGCAGGAAUAUGUUGGGGGUUCUUGCAUGGGUGUUCGCAUGGUGGCUCACAGAGGCCGUCCCCAUGCCCAUAACCUCCAUGUCCCCGUUGUUUCUUUUCCCGAUCUUCGGGAUCGCUGCAGCCGAUGAUGUCGCUUCAUCUUACAUGGAUGAUGUCAUCUCCCUCGUUCUUGGAAGCUUUAUUCUUGCUCUUGCCGUUGAGCAUUACAACAUUCAUAAAAGAUUAGCCCUCAAUAUAACAUUGUUGUUUUGUGGAGAUCCACUCCAACCAAAGCUCCUUCUUCUGGGAAUCUGUGCCACGACAGCGUUUGUAAGUAUGUGGAUGCAUAACGUGGCGGCGGCCGUCAUGAUGAUGCCGGUGGCAACGGGAAUCUUGCAGCGGCUGCCGACGGGGAGGGGAGAGUCGUCGGUGGUAAGUAAGUUUUGCAAAGCGGUGGUGCUUGGGGUGACAUACUCGGCGGCAAUCGGAGGAAUGAGUACACUAACAGGGACGGGCGUGAAUCUGAUAUUGGUGGGGAUGUGGAAGAGCUAUUUUCCGGCAGCCGAUCCGAUCAGUUUCAACACAUGGUUUUUCUUUGGGUUCCCGAUGGCGUUUUUGCUGUUCUUUGCUUUGUGGGGGAUCCUUUGUUUUCUGUAUUGCCCAAGAGGAUGCGGUGAUACUCUUUCAGCAUAUUUGGAUAAGACCCAUUUGAAAAGGGAGCUUGAUUUAUUAGGUCCGAUGGCUUUUGCUGAAAAGAUGGUGUUGGCCGUGUUUUCGAUGUUGAUCGUUUUGUGGAUGACAAGAAGCAUAACCGAUGAUAUACCUGGAUGGGGAGCCCUUUUCAAUGAUCGUGUUGGUGAUGGAACUGUUAGCGUGAUGAUGGCAACUUUACUCUUCAUAAUCCCUAACAAAAAACAAGGAGAAAAGCUAAUGGAUUGGAACAAAUGCAAGAAGCUGCCAUGGAACAUUGUGUUGCUUCUUGGAGCUGGUUUUGCAAUUGCAGAUGGCGUAAGAACAAGUGGUCUUGCUGACGUGUUAUCUAAAACCCUAGGGUUUUUGGGGAAGGCACCAUAUUUGGCCAUUGCUCCAAGUGUUUGUAUUAUAAGUGGAAUGAUUACGGAGUUCACAUCGAAUAAUGCCACCACGACUCUCUUGAUUCCGUUGUUGAUCCAGAUCGCGGAAACGAUUAAAGUCCACCCGCUACUUCUUAUGAUUCCAGGAGCCGUUGGAGCCCAAUUCGCGUUCUUGUUGCCAACUGGAACCCCUUCGAAUAUCGUAGGGUUCACGACUGGACAUAUCGAGAUCACAGAUAUGCUCAAGACGGGUGUACCGCUGAAAAUUGUGGGGACAAUUGUGUUAUCAGUUCUGAUGCCGACUCUUGGAGUGCUUGUUUUUGUGAAUACUAUGGAAUAUUGAACACGGAACCAGAGUCGUAUAACUUGAAACAUACCUACAAGGGGAUGGACGGUUGGUUUUGAGGACAACUUACAUGUACUGACUAAUCCUUUGGACGAUCACGAAUGAUCUAGAGUCAUCGUAAGUGGACCUCUGUUUUUUGAUUUGUUUGUUGGUAUAUAAUUUUGUUUUUGUGGUUGUUAGAUUCAUAUACAAAUAGUAGUAGUAGGAGAUUUUUGUAAUCUUGGUUUUUUGUUAUUUAAAUUAAUUGUUUAUUUCAUAACUAAGCUCAAAGUGAAAUAAUUAAAUUCCACGUUACUUUUGAUGGU